CGAGAGGCAAGCCGCCAGUGGCCAAGCAGUGGCCAGUACAGGCCGGGCCCCGGGCCUCAGAGUGUUUGACGGCGGCCUCGGCGAGGCGAGCCAAAGGCAAGCCAGCCAAAGGCAAGCCAGCCAAAGCAUGGCGGCCUUCGUUUACGUUCGUGCGGUCGCCCUCUUCCUGGCCGUCGCCGUCGCAAGUUGCGGCGUGGCGGCGACCCCCGUCCUGAGCGAGGGCGUCCAGGGUGUCCAGGGCGUCCAGGACGCAGCGCCCGUGCCGGAGCCCGCACAGUCACUGGACGAUGCGGUGGCGGCUGGCGCCGAGGACGCCGCGGAGGCGGCCAAGGCCCAGAAGCUGAUGGAGCAGGUGCGCUCCGUGCUGGAGCACUUCAAGCAGUCCGACCCCACGGGCUUCCCCGGCGCCGAGGUGCCGGACCCCAUGGACGUGCCGCCCAUGAACACGUCGUUCGCCAUCGCCACCAUGAACUUCGAGAACGUGACAGUGCACGGCCUCAGUCGCUUCCGCUUCCACGAGGCCCGCGUCAACUUCACCGCCAUGAAGGCUGAGGUGGCGGCACGCAUCGACGCCGUGCUCAUCCUGGGCAACUACACGCUGUGCACGUGGUUCAGCUGCUCGGCGGGCGGCUUCACCGUCACCCUGGACGGCGUCCUGGUGAGCGGCGUCGCCGGCCUGGAGGUCGGGCCCGGCGGCCGCCUCAGGGCCGAGGAGAUCGGCAUGGACGUCACCUUCGACGGCAUCGCCAUGGACUUCAAGAACCUCGGCCUCAUGAUGUCCAUGUUCCAGGGCAUCAUCAACAAGGUGGGCUCGUUCCUGUUCGACAACGUCAAGCCCUUCAUCCUGUCCGAGGUCAACACCAAGAUCCGCGCCGAGGUGGACAAGCAGGUGGCCGGCGUGGACGUGCGCUUCCCCAGCUCCAUGGCGCCCAUCGACAUGAUGGUGGCGGACGCGCGGCACGCCGUCAGGACCAUGGGCUACGACCCGUACCGCCUGCCCGACGUCACCAAGAAGAUGGGCCCGCUGCAGGCGACGCUGAGCCACCUGUUCGCGACGGGGCUGUCCUCGUUCUACCGGCGCGGCAACGUGACGGUGUGGAUGAAGGAGCACGUGCUGCACGCCGGCAUCCACCUGGCCACCAAGCGCCUGCGCGGCACCUGCAGGUGGCUCGUGCACUCGCCCGACGCGCCCAGCGUGCUGCAGCGACUCAUGCGGCGCAGCGGCGACGCGUCCUUCACGGUGGACUACCUGGAGGUGAAGGCGGUGUUCAACCAGAGCCUGGACACGCGCAAGCACCCCUACCUGGAGUCGCUGGACGUGACGCUGGGCCCGAUGACGCUCGUGUCGCGGGGCGACGCGGGCAAGCUCAACGCCCUCACCGAGUUCGGCGUCAACGUGCUGCCCAACCUGAUCCGCUACCAGGUGGUGGACGCCCUGGAGGAGCCCCUCCGGCAGCGCGUGCAGAAGGAGCUGGACAACGUCAACGUGGAGGACCUCAUCAACGAGAAGCUGCAGGAGGCGCUCAAGGCGGCGCCGGCCUCCACGACGGCGACCUCGGUGACGACGCCGGAGCCCGUGGAGACAACCGCGUCGUGACCAACCUCACGGCGGCGAGGCCGUCAGCGGGAAAGACGAAGCCACGUUCGGAGUUCGCCAACGUGCCAUGAAGUACCUUGCUUGCAAGAAUGACCUGCAUACUCCGAGCGUUCGCCCUCGAGACUAUGGCGAUCGGCGACUGCGCGAGGCUAGAGCCCUUUUGCCUACCUCGGCAGCAGCUCCGGAACAGUCAUUUUCUACUACUACACUACUACCACGACUGCGAAACGAACCGCCAGAGAUCUCACAGCAGCCAGCAGCCGCUUUAGCUCAAUUAUGUUUCCAAGUCUUCGGCAUUUCUUCACCUGCCGACUGAACCAAAAUACAAAAUAAAUCCCCUAAAACUCGCUUACUGAA
Molecule: messenger RNA, 1954 nt
Organism: Thrips palmi
Lineage: Eukaryota; Metazoa; Arthropoda; Insecta; Thysanoptera; Thripidae
Exons: 6
Coding region: 128-1597 (489 amino acids)
Source: RefSeq, a predicted model, not a curated record